ACCAGCUCUGCCACGGCAUCUGCUCCUCGGAGCUUUGGGAAUUGAGAGGUUUUCCUGCCGGCAGAGCAGGGUGCGGGGUGCUGGGGGGAGCAGAGCCCCUGGCACACUCGAUGCACGCUUGCCUGCGAUGCCAUCUGCCAGGCUUUCUCCUGGCUGCGGGUUCCUGUGGCUUCUCUCAUGGCUAAUAAGGGUCGAGCUCAGACUCCAAAGUACUUCCCGAAGUACCUGCUGCAUCUUUGUGCCAUCCCUGGACACAGCGUGGCUGUGCAUUCCCUCUGGGAAUGCUGCAGGGCAGGCAGGCAGGGUGACAUUUGCAGUUAGCAGUGGGUGUCCUUGAGAGGAGCGAGCACCGAGAGAAGGGACCAGGUUCUCUUUAAGGGGGCAGGACUUUGGGAACAUUAUGAAGGCAAGAGUGAGCUUCUCCCUCUGCCUUCCACCCUCCCCUCCUUCCCUUCUCUGUUCCGGGACAGAGACCUGGAUUCCCUGCCCUCCCCUUUGCCUGGCAGGGAUGAAGGCAGGAGCUGGGUGCUGGGAUGGGCGGCUGAGCAGGGGAGGAGGAGGAGGAGGGGAGGAAGGGGAGGGAGAGGGGGAGGAUCUGCUAAUUACACAGAACAGCUCUGGGGGCUGCUGAAGUCCAGAAUGAAGCAAAGAGCAGCAGAAGCGAGUGCUGCAGAGGGAGCGGAGGAGCCCAAGCAUCACCGAGAGCUGGAGCUGGCUGUUAUCCUUGCUGGGAGCAACUGGGAGCACCCAGGGGAUCCUGCAGCCCUGUCUCCCACGGGAGACAGCCUCUGGCACUGCCACCGAGCCCACUGCCAGCCCCUGGAGAGCCGAGGAGAAAGGGCUGGUGGUUGCAGCACGCGCGGCUGGGCUGGAGGGCAGCGAGGUCAGCCCUGCUAUGGUCACGGGAGGCUAGGAGCCUGUGCGGAUCCACCGGGAAGAGGUGAAGGAUGGCUGCCGAAGGAGGGAGAGCCAAGCCCGUUGCCCAGUCCAGGAUGGAGAACUUCCGAAAGGUGAGGACCUCGGAGGAAGAGAUGCCAUUACCCUUCCCAGACCUGCCCCCGGACGUGGUGGAGAUGAAAGUGAAGGAGGGCAGCAAGAUCAGGAACCUGAUGAACUUCGCCAUGGCCCAGAUGGAGCUGAAGGGCAGGCGGCAGAUCGUGUUCAGCGGCUGCGGCAGGGCGGUCACCAAGACCAUCACCUGCGUGGAGAUCAUGAAGCGCAAGCUGGGAGGGCUCCACCAGGUCACCAAGGUACGCUACAAAACUGUGCUGGAGGUCUGGGAGAACCAGGACCCGCCGCCCGACGGCCCUGCACAGAACCUGACUGUCCACAAGAACGUCCCCUCCAUCUGCAUCCUGCUCUCCCGGGACCCCCUGGAUCCCAACCAGAUGGGAUACCAGCCCCCUGAGCCCCGGCAUGAGGCGGGAGAAGACACAUUGGGAUCCUCCACCAAGGGGCUGAAGCGGCCGCUGCCGCCUCCCUGCGAGGAGCUGCUGCCCAAGAAGCUGCAGCCAGGUAUCGAGGCAGGAAUAUCCACUCAUUCCAGGGUCACUGGUGGGCUGCAGUCUCCCCCUGACCUGUCCCCACUUGGCUGCUCUUUGACCCCUGUGGAUGGGGGUCCCCAGAUUUGGUGUGAGCGUUAAAAGGUAAAACCCACCAUGGAUUGAAGCAGGUGAGGAUGUGGGGGGGGAGCUGGUGACCUCUAAUUCAGCCACCCAGGGACACCGUGACCACCAGCCACAUCCUGCAGCGACUCCCAGGGAGCCAGAGCAGCCGAGGGGUGCCUGGACCUCCACCACCGCUCCCCACUGCAAACACCUCAUCCAUCAGGAGAGAUGCAUUUGCCCCAAGCUUGUUGGAAGAAAACCUUCGUUAUCAAACCCGCUGCUGAGGAGCUGUCGGAGUUAUUAAUGCCGGGCUCAGCAUCCUGUGAGGCUGUGAUUCAUCCCAAAAAAAAUCACCCAAACAAGCACAGGGAUUGCUCUCUCCCUGCACCCACAGAGCCAAGCACUGCACUGCGCUGCCUGCCUGUGGGACAGCACAAGGAAAUAAAACAACCCACACUGGAUACUCUGGUCUGGAGUCAGGGGAAACCACGGUGUGGGGAGCUGGGGGCAAUGGAAGUGCCGGGCGGGGGGUUAUUGUGACUGGAUGCAGUGCCCAGCACAGGAGGUUUUGGGGUUGUGCCUUGGCUGCAGAGUGCUUUGGAGCAAAAUCCCUGCUACUUCCAGGGGGUAAAGAGAAAUGAAUGGAAAAUAAAAGCUCUUUAGAAAUA
Messenger RNA from Vidua macroura (Pin-tailed whydah), 2275 nucleotides. RefSeq names its product ribonuclease P and MRP subunit p25 (gene RPP25). Gene Ontology annotation, biological process: tRNA 5'-leader removal. The record is from RefSeq and is a predicted model, not a curated record. Gene Ontology annotation, molecular function: RNA binding. Gene Ontology annotation, cellular component: ribonuclease MRP complex. NCBI's taxonomy places the organism in Eukaryota, Metazoa, Chordata, Aves, Passeriformes, Viduidae. The coding region runs from base 948 to 1643 and encodes 231 amino acids. The transcript has 2 exons.